CCAGGGACCUGUCGAUUAUCACCUGCAGUAUCCUCUAAAGACCAAAAAAAUAAAUUAAUUAAUUUUAAAAAAGAAGAGGAAGAAGAAAUCACCUUUACUUCUUUUUACCUCUCGUCAAUCACAGACUGGACGCACAAUACAGGCUGAAUAAAUGGAUAAUAACGCAGCAAAUUCGGAGAAAUCUCACCUGGUACACGACAAGAAUGCAAAAAUGUAUUCUUUAAAACUGCAAAGCUCUUUUCCAGACUCCAAAGAGCAGUAUCCUGAAUUCCCUUUUAAAAAUGGAGGCAUGUCUGUUGCCAUUGAGCUGAAGCGGCCCGUCGGUGUCCACUGUCAUGGUACCAAAGCCUUGGCAAGUGAAGAGAAUGUGGACAAACUGUUGGCCAAGAAGAAACUUUACAUCGCAUCAGCUGUGUGUCUUGUCUUCAUGAUCGGAGAGGUCAUAGGAGGAUACCUGGCCCACAGCCUGGCCAUCAUGACUGAUGCUGCCCACCUCCUGACAGACUUUGGCAGUAUGAUGGUGAGCCUGUUCUCCCUGUGGAUCUCCUCCAGACCACCCACCAAAACCAUGAACUUUGGCUGGCACAGAUCAGAGAUCCUCGGGGCAUUCAUCUCAGUCAUGUCCAUCUGGAUCGUCACAGGGGCUUUGGUCUAUUUAGCCAUCGAGAGGAUUGUACGCAACGACUAUGAGAUUGAUGGCCAUGUAAUGUUAAUCACCUCUGGCUGUGCAGUCAUUGUCAAUAUUGUCAUGGCCUACAUCCUCCAUCACUCCACCACGUUCCACGCCCACGGCAGUGGCUACCACCAGAUUGACGAAAACGGCCAGAGUCCCGUCUCUCAUGGCCACUCGCACACUCUUCUCAGUGGCCAUGGCAACACCAGCGUCCGCGCAGCCUUCAUCCACGUGGUUGGCGACCUGCUGCAGAGUGUCGGAGUUAUGGUGGCGGCCAUUAUCAUCUACUUUCGGCCUGAGUACAAAGUUGCAGACCCCAUCUGCACGUUCCUGUUUUCUGUCUUUGUCCUCUGCACCACCGUCACCAUCCUCAGAGACGUCUUCAGGAUACUCAUGGAAGGGUCUCCUAAAGGAAUAGAGUUCAACUCGGUGAAGGAGGUGCUGUUGUCUGUAAAGGCUGUGAAGUCCAUGCAUUGUCUGCACCUGUGGGCUCUGACUCUAGGCCAGGCGCUGGUCUCCGUUCACCUGGCCAUAGAAGAAGGUGCUGACCCUCAGUCUGUGCUGCAGGAGGCCACUGACCUGCUCCACACCAAGUUCGGCUUCCACAGCGUCACCAUCCAAGUGGAGCUCUACACUGAAGACAUGAGCCACUGCCUCCGCUGCCAGGACCCCAGUGACUGAUACCCAUACUAGACUGAACUGGACCUGGACCAGCUCAGGCAUGUCUUCAUUUUCUCCGGACGGUUACAAAUUGUGUCCCCAAAAGCAGCUCUGUGGGAUAAAAAGGAGAGUUUAGUAGAUUCUAAUGUUGGCCAGCUAAAUUCUGUCAUUAAAAACCAAAAACAGCAAAAUCAUCAUGUGUGUUCAUGGUAGAGGACAGACACUGGUACAUGUCAUUGCUCCCCCUUCAGAGACCCUACACUCAUUAAAGGAAGGAUUCAUGAUUUAUUAUGAAUAUAUUUAUGCAGCUAUGUAAGGAAUAAUCACUUAAAUCCUUACAAAUUUUCAAUAAUGCUUUACAAACACUGAAACCACUGCCUGAUUUUUAAUAAUUCCUUUAAAUGUAAAAAAAAAAAAAAAAAAAAAAAAAAACUGCCAGUCUUGGAAACACAUAUGUUUGAGAGUAAUUUCAGCAAUAUGGCUGAAAAUGAAAGUAUUAGUAUUACUUGGUCACUAAGGGCAACUACACUGAUUUCCAUGUUACAUCAAGGUCAUGCACAUUUUAUACUGAUGGAGGACAAACAUGAUAAAAGCAAAACUAACAUCCAAAUUUAAGAUUAGUAGUGAAAAAUGCUUUAGGUAAAGCUUCAGUGGGCAUGUUUUUACAUGUUAUUGGGCAAAAUUUCCAUAAAAAUCUUUCAGUAUAUUGUAAACCGACUUGGAAAAUAGUCAAUAAUGCAAUUUUUCUUGACUCUAUUUACAGAAUUUUAUCCCAUGUCAUGACAUAAAUCUCCAGAUUUUUUCAGUGUGAGGAGGUACAACGGGUGACUGACAGCUAUAAUAACCAACUACUCUCCAUUCUUUAUAUAUUAUAUUUUUCUAAACAGGUUUUAAGGUAAGAUAAGGAGCCACUGUCAUUGGAUUUUGACAAAAUUAUGGGUACCCUAUCA
This is a messenger RNA of Sphaeramia orbicularis (orbiculate cardinalfish), 2283 nucleotides long. It is a transcript of the gene slc30a2, whose product is annotated as solute carrier family 30 member 2. Gene Ontology annotation, molecular function: zinc ion transmembrane transporter activity. Gene Ontology annotation, biological process: response to zinc ion; zinc ion transmembrane transport. NCBI's taxonomy places the organism in Eukaryota, Metazoa, Chordata, Actinopteri, Kurtiformes, Apogonidae. Gene Ontology annotation, cellular component: plasma membrane. The transcript is spliced from 8 exons. The coding region runs from base 152 to 1354 and encodes 400 amino acids. The record is from RefSeq and is a predicted model, not a curated record.